CCUGCAAACCAUCUUUUCAAAUAAUAAAACUUUGCUGGCUGAGAUACAGCUAAGGUGUGUGAGAAAAGUAAACAGUCUAAUGAAAUGCUCAAGCUACAGCAGGUGCUGCUUCCAUGUCUUCCUCAUGAGAAGUUAUGGGAUGGAGUAACAAACUGGUUAUUGAUGUUUGGGAGAAGAUAAUCCUUUGUAUCUCAGACUGCUACAGGGCUAUAAAGCAGGGUGAAUCAAGUGUCCAAAUGCAGAAUAACUACAAAGAACUCCAUCGUUACUAAAAGCCUCCUAGAAGUUUCCAUUAUAUUUGGAAAUCAGUCGAAUGUUAUUUAUUCUCACCAUCAAAGAUUCGCUCUUCGUUAUUAGCUGUAAUUUAUAUUGAUUCCAUUCUUAAUGGUUGGUUAUGCCUAUAUCUCUUCUUUGCUCGUUCUUUCUUAUCAAGCCUGUUCCCCAUGUACUUUGAUCACAUUUAACCAUUCCUGUAAUAAACAAGAGGACUGAGAUCCUUUCGUCCUUCCCAUUAAUUGUCCUUAAUUAAUGGGAAUUAAUAAAGAAUUACUCUUGAGGUAAUUCUCCAAGCCCUCUUAAAGCUUGCACCAGUUGUGUUCAAUGGGGGAUACCAUGCACUUUAGUGAGGUGGUCAAGACUAGGCAAGAACUUAUAGGGACUGCAGAGGGAGAUGACUCUGAAGUAGAGAAGGGAACUGCUCAGUGCUUUGUUCUGGGAUGCUUCCUUCCCAAGUGAUUCCUACGGAAAACGCAGGGUUAUGCUCCUACAUAAACACAGUGCAGAAGCACAAUGUCUACAGGCAGCCCUGCUGCGGUGACAGAUCUCCUAUGAAGAACGAAUUCACCCCUGAGGAAACCGAAGCAGGUUUUUCUCCCGUUAAAGGAAAAAGGGCACUUCCCAGUCAGAAAGUUCCCAGCAAAAAGCCGCUAAGAGGCACCAGAGAAAUGGAUGCGGCCGCCGCCCUGCAGCGCUGCUCCUGAGCCGCCCAAGGAAGCGCGGCGCGCCCAGCCCCGCCUCACGCUCCGCCCGCGCGCCCCGCCGCGGGACGAGGGCGGGAAACCGAAGGGGCAGCAAACGGCACCUCGAGUCUCACCGCCUCCUCUCGCGAGAGCCGCGCCGCCCUGGCAACGGCGGGCCGCUGCGACCAUGGAGGAGAAGGAGGAGGAGGAGACGGCGGGCUCUGAGGCGUCGGUGUACCUGCAGAAAAUUACUAUCACAGACUACUCUAAAGAUGAUUAUCAGUACGAAGAGGUGUCAGCAGAUGAUGAAUUUAGUCUUCAGGAAGGUGAUGAGGAUCUGUCUGAGGCUCUGCAGGCUGUUCAAGAGCAGGCUGAAGAUGCUCACAUUUUAGCUUCCAAAUCAGUUCUGACUUCAGAGAAAUCAGUAUCUGAAAUACCUGAAGCGAUGGAUGACUUCUUCUGCAAUUUUCUGGCUGGUCUGGGUAUGUCCAGAACCCUUGACUGCUUCCAAACUGAAUGGUAUGAACUCAUAGAGAGAGGUGUGUUCACAGCCAAAGACAUUGGGUUUGUGCCAACUGUGUACACAUGCAACCAGCAACUGAAGGCUGAGAAUAUGCGUUUGAAGGAAGAUCUGGACAGCUAUAAACGUGCUGCUAACAAAGCAAAAGAUGCUUUCCUAAAAAUGCAGAAAGAACGUGACUUCCAUAGGAUGCACCACAAGCGAGUGGUCCAGGAGAAAAACAGGCUUAUAUGUGACAUUAAAAGGCUGAAGGCGCAUUAUGCUUCAUACGAACCAGUGCUGAAGCAGCUGACUGAGAAAUACCAGUCUGCACUGAGGCAGAAGAUGUUAACUGGUUUGGAGAGAGACAGAGCAGUUGGGCAGGUUACAGGUUUACAAGCUAUACUACAUAAUUUAGAAUCCGGAUGUGCAAUUCAGAUUCCUGCAAAAAAAGCUGGCCAUGAAUGUGAAAGGAAGAAGGGCUUGGAAGGUUCCACUCAGAAAGCUCUUCAGGAGGCAAGGCAGCAAAAAAUGCUUGAUGCUGGUCUGGUUAAAGAUUCAGAGAAGAAGAGAUAUCCAAAGGAUUCAGAGUUCCCUGUUGAUACCCAAGUGAACUCAUACCUUGCUCCUGCCACAGAGUACAGUCGACCCCUGAAACAUGGAGUGUAUAAACUGGAAAACACUUUAAGACUGCAUGUCUCAGCAGUGAGCUGCUUGGCCUCGCAUCCCCUGAAAGACAUGGUAGUCACUGGCAGUGAUGACCGCCUAUGGAAAAUGUGGGCUUUUCCUGAUGGGGACAUCAUCAUGGUGGGUGAAGGUCACACUGAUUGGGUUUCAGGCUGCUGCUUCCAUCCAAGUGGCACUCAGUUGGUCACUUCAAGUGGGGAUACAACAGUACGGAUAUGGGACCUCUCAAAAGGGGGCUGCGUUCUGACUUUCAAAGGACAUGCCCAAGCUGUAUGGGACUGCUCGUGGCAUUCGUGUGGUGAUUUUGUGGCUUCUGCCUCUAAGGACAGCACAAGUAAAAUAUGGGAUGUCAACAGUGAGAGAUGCAGAUAUACCAUGCGUGGUCAUAAAGACUCAGUCAGUAGCAUUGAAUUUCUUCCAUUCUCCAACGUUGUUCUCACAAGCUCUGCUGACAAGACUUUAUCUCUCUGGGAUGCCAGAACGGGUCUCCGUGUUUGUACGUUCUACGGUCACCUGCACUCCUGCAAUCAUGCUACAUUCAGCCUGGAGAGCAACACGAUUGCUUCCUGUGAUUCCCGUGGUGUGCUGAAGCUGUGGGACGUGCGGCAGGCGGUCCCCAUCCUGUCUGUGGAUACAGGUCCCCGUUCCGCCAACCAGGUCGCCUUCAGUCACUCCGGUCACACCUUGGCCGUGGCGAGCAGCGAUGGGGCUGUGAAGAUUGUGCAGCCUGGGCUGGCCCAGCUCCAUAGCCUGCGGGGUCACGGUGAGACAGAAGUGCAGAGCGUGGCCUUCCAUCGCCCGGUGGAGCAGCUGCUCUCGGGGGCUGCCGACGGCACUGUCUGUCUCUGGACCUAAGGAUGAACCUGAAGGCGUUCCGUGGAAAGAACAGCGUAGCAGAGAGGGCUUAGCAAAGCGUUUCCGUAGUUAACGUUUGCAAGGGGCAUAGUUGCUCUAGAGGAGUGUUACCCUGCGUUUUAACCCAAUAAAAGCCCCGGUUUGGCUUUCUUUACGCUGUUUUCCCCAGCA
Messenger RNA from Phasianus colchicus (ring-necked pheasant), 3171 nucleotides. It is a transcript of the gene SPAG16, whose product is annotated as sperm associated antigen 16. Gene Ontology annotation, biological process: axoneme assembly. NCBI's taxonomy places the organism in Eukaryota, Metazoa, Chordata, Aves, Galliformes, Phasianidae. Gene Ontology annotation, molecular function: protein binding. Gene Ontology annotation, cellular component: axonemal central apparatus. The record is from RefSeq and is a predicted model, not a curated record.